Messenger RNA from Drosophila ficusphila, 563 nucleotides. Its product is annotated as trafficking protein particle complex subunit 2-like protein. Gene Ontology annotation, cellular component: TRAPP complex; nucleus; cytoplasm. The record is from RefSeq and is a predicted model, not a curated record. The transcript has 5 exons. Gene Ontology annotation, biological process: endoplasmic reticulum to Golgi vesicle-mediated transport. NCBI's taxonomy places the organism in Eukaryota, Metazoa, Arthropoda, Insecta, Diptera, Drosophilidae. The coding region runs from base 103 to 519 and encodes 138 amino acids.
UCACACUUUCGACGAACAGUCUAUCGAUAUCAGAGAAAACAGCUGUCCUUCUGCCACCUCUAGCGCAGAAGUAAACAAAAAAACUCUAAGGAAAAUCAAAAUAUGCCGUUUUGCAUAGCUGUUAUUGGCAAGGACAAUGCCCCACUUUACUUGACCACCUCCGAUAUGGAGCAGGAGUUGGAUCUGCAAUACCACGUACACGCCGCCUUGGAUGUCGUGGAGGAAAAGUGUUUAAUUGGCAAGGGAGCUCCGGAGUCCAAGGAACUCUACCUGGGACUUCUCUAUUCCACAGAGAACCACAAGAUCUACGGAUUUGUGACCAACACCAGGGUGAAAUUCAUAGUGGUCAUCGAUUCCAGCAACGUUGCUUUACGAGAAAACGAAGUGCGAGCGAUAUUCCGUAAUCUUCACCUGCUCUACACAGAUGCCAUUUGCAAUCCCUUCUACAUUCCCGGCGAAUCGCUGACUUCAAAGAAAUUCGAUCGCGCUGUGCAAAAACUGAUGAGCGGCAAUGCCUAGCUGUAGAUUUAAACUGAACGAACAAUAAAGCAAAUUAUUUCUCA